Messenger RNA from Gigantopelta aegis, 2279 nucleotides. RefSeq names its product intraflagellar transport protein 74 homolog. Gene Ontology annotation, cellular component: cilium; intraciliary transport particle B; centrosome. The record is from RefSeq and is a predicted model, not a curated record. The transcript has 23 exons. Gene Ontology annotation, molecular function: beta-tubulin binding. Gene Ontology annotation, biological process: intraciliary transport involved in cilium assembly; cilium assembly. Lineage: Eukaryota; Metazoa; Mollusca; Gastropoda; Neomphalida; Peltospiridae. Bases 146 to 1927 code for a protein of 593 amino acids.
UAAAGGAUCUUAUGAUUUUGAAGUGGAACAUUUAAUAAAAAUUGGUCUGUAAGAUACAUUCCAAAUAGUGUAAACUGUCUUGACUGUUAUUUAACAACAAUUCCGCAAUUUUCACUAUAACGUUGUGUUAUACAUUACAGAAAACAUGAGUCGACCACCAACAAACAGUGGUCGUCCAAUAACUGGAGCAGCUCGACCAAUAGGAACAGCUGCCGGGCGUCAACCUGGGACUGCCACUAGACUUACAACUGCAAUGAAUCCAGGUACAGCUAGACCUGGUACAAGAGGAGGUCAGAUCGGUGGAGGAGUUGCCCUGAAUGCCCAUGUGACCGUGGUUGAUCGACCCACUACUCAGCAGGGUCUUGGUGGAAUGAAAACUGCAGCAAGGGGUGGUCGUCAAGUGAUGGAUAAAACUUACUUUUUAGGAUUGAUAAGGAGCAAAAUUAAUGAACUGAAUGCAGAAAUUACCAAACUGAAUAAAGAUAUUGAAAAUGCUAAUGAUGAAAACUCAAGUUAUCUUGGAUAUGAGAAACGGGCAGAAACUUUGGCAUCUGAGAUCAGAGAUUUACAGGGUGAACUUGGAGAUUACAAUACUUUGGUGGACAAACUGACUAUAGAUGAAGAUAUACAAGAUGUGGAGUUUGACUGCAGUAAUCUCAAAGCAAAUAAUGACAGAGAUGCUAAGAAAAUAGAAGAACUUUUUGAUAUUAAGAAACAGAAAGAAGAGUUGAUCAUUCAGCUGACAACUGAACUGGACCAAGAAAAGAGGAUGGCUGAUAGUUUGGUCAAUGACAUGAAUCCUGAGAUGAGACAGCAAUAUUAUAAGAUGAAGGAGCUGAACGAACAUUUGCUGAAACAGUUGGAAAAUGGACAACAAGAACUGGAUCACCUUAAUUCCAAGAUUGAGGCCCUGCAGGAUGAGCUGUCUAUGUCACAAAUUAAACAGGAAGCAGUGAGGUUGUAUGAGCAAAUUCAUGAACUGGAAAUGAAGCGUGAUCAGCUGGUUGACGAGGCCAAGACUCGGGGGACACCGGCCGAAGAGAGAGAGAAACUGCUGAAACAAGUGAAAGAAGAUAACCAGGAGAUAGCCAGCAUGGAGAGACAGACUAAAGAAUUGCAAGAACGUAUUGAACAGAUGCAAGAAGAGAUCAGACAACUAGAUAUGGACAUAGAAGAGAAUCAAGGUGAAAGGAAUCAGAAGUACAAAGAGCUGAAAAAGAGAGAAGAAAAUAUGGAUGAAUUUCUCAAUACAUUCGACUCGAUGAAAAGUCAAUACUUUCAAAAGUUAACAGAAAAUGAGGAAACAAUUGUCUCAGCACUAGAACAUAUGAGCAGGAAUAUGGGCCGCUUCUCUCAUCUUCCAACACCAAAGGAGCUGGCUGGUAUGAAGGAAGAUUUGGUUUUUAAAGAAGAUGAAAUGAAGAAAUCUGAAACAACAGCCAUGGGAUUGGCAGGAGAGCGCGAGAAGCUGCAGCAGGAUCUGAGCAAGAUGCAGCAGUUUGAGGAGAAGCUGAAGGAUGAGCUGGUGCUACUCAAGGAGAAGGUGGCCAGUAUGGAGAAAGACAUCGGCGUCUACGGCGAUCUGCACAGACUCAAAGAAGAGUCCGAGCAAAAACGAAAGAAACUGCAAGAUGAUCGAAUUACACUAACGAAGAGAAGGGAGUGUUUCAGGAAGAUAGUUCAGCAACUCCAGUCCAAGUAUGAAGGUCUUAAAGCUCAGCUAGAUGAUAAUGAAACUUACACUCAGCUUGCUAAUCUGGAAAGGAAAUGGCAGCACCAUGAACAGAACAACUUUUCCAUGAAAGAAUUUAUUGCCACAAGGACAAUGGAGUGCGACUUUGUUCCAAUCAGCCGAAGAGUUUACAAAUCACUGGACGAAUUCAACCAUCAGCUGCAGGAUCAUCUUGCUGGAAAGCUCAACAUGUGAAUUAUUCAUUAGAAUUCAACACUGAUAUUCAUCUUUUGGACUGUAAUGUCUGCACUGUAUUCAUUGUUUCAAGAAAAAAACCCAGUAGUAGACCAUUUAUUCAAAUAUGAACCAUCAAACACAGAUGAAGAAAUCUGUGUGUAGUUGACAAUGUAUAGUGUAUUUCUUCAGAAGAGUGGAUUUUCAUAAACAUUUUAUAGAAAAAUAUUUUUUCUUUUAAAUUAUUGGUUAUAGUUUUGCCCAGAUUAAACUUCUUUUCACGAUUCUGUACAUUCCUAAACACGAUUUCACCUGUUGUAACUUGUUUCAUCCGUCCAUUGUAUUUAUUGACUGUGAUAAAAGAUAAUUUAAA